This is a messenger RNA of Arabis nemorensis, 552 nucleotides long. The record is from the annotation of a GenBank genome assembly. NCBI's taxonomy places the organism in Eukaryota, Viridiplantae, Streptophyta, Magnoliopsida, Brassicales, Brassicaceae.
AUGAAAGGAUAUUUUGAUACUGAGACUGCAAAUUCUGAGCAAGAAGAUUUACCUGAACAUCCUGCUGGGAAAAAGACUAAGGAAAGAAAACGCUACAUUCCACAAAGAAAUUCUGUGGCUUAUGCAUUACUAAUAACGCUGCACAGAGGGACUCCGAAUGAGAAAGAUUUCAUGCGUAAACAACAACUUAUUGAUGCUGCUGACGCGAGUGGGCUCUCACACGCUCCUGUUGCGCCAGAGAAAGGAAAAGGGAAAGCAGGACUUGGCAUCUCUAAGAGGGAGUGGUAUAGCGGAUGGAGCUGCAUGACGACACUUAUACAAAAGGGAUUAGUGGUGAAAUCUAGCAACCCAGCAAAGUACAUGCUGACAGUGGAAGGCCGGGAAGUAGCAAAAGAAUGUAUUAUGCGAUCUGGAUUAUUGAAUUCACACGACGAUGUAUCUGAUGAUGAAAUGGACUUUGCACAGCCAUUUGCCGAUCCAAAAUCUAAGGCAGAUUCAGCUGGACCGUCUAGAGCACAAACAUGUAUGGUCUUUAGCAAGCAUAUGAUCUAA